AUGCAGGAAACGCUCGAGCUUAACAGAGACAUCGCAACCCUGGAGACCAGACACAAACGGACCUUGGACGCAACGACAUACCAGGAACUCACGGCCAAACGAAACCAACUCACCGCACAUCUCAAUCGAGCAAUUCAACGUUCAUACCAGCACUACAGACACAUGAUACAUGAACACGGGGAUAAAUGCGGAAGGCUGCUGGGAAACCUUCUGAAACAACGUAAAACCCAACUGUACAUCCCAAAGAUCAAAGACACGCAGCAACGACUUAAGCACCUCCCGGACCAGAUUGCGACAGAAUUCCGCACAUAUUACCAAGGCCUAUACCACCUCAGACAAGAUGAACCAGGAGAAUCGCAAUCGAGCAAACUCGCUGACGUACGCAGAUACAUAGGCUCGGCGCAUAUGCCAGAAAUAUCAGAGACGGACCGAGAAGCACUAGAAGCCCCCAUCACGCCGGAAGAAUUGGCGUAUGCCAUCAAGAAGGCAAAAACGGGCAAGGCACCAGGGCCAGAUGGGCUACCCCUUCAAUACUACAAAGUUUUUACACAAGAG
Pelobates cultripes (western spadefoot toad) is the source of this 555-nucleotide messenger RNA. Lineage: Eukaryota; Metazoa; Chordata; Amphibia; Anura; Pelobatidae. The record is from the annotation of a GenBank genome assembly.